Molecule: messenger RNA, 1549 nt
Organism: Carassius auratus (goldfish)
Lineage: Eukaryota; Metazoa; Chordata; Actinopteri; Cypriniformes; Cyprinidae
Gene: rec114
Product: REC114 meiotic recombination protein
Exons: 7
Coding region: 98-844 (248 amino acids)
Source: RefSeq, a predicted model, not a curated record
UUAAAUUUUAACCGUCAACGGUCUGUGUCUCCGCCUCUGCUUAUUUUCAUCCGUUCUACUCGUUUCAUUUUCUGGAAUAAAAAAAGUAAACGCGAAUAUGGAAAGUGGUUCUUCAACCGAAGAACAUUCGAAGGACUCAACAAUUUCGAUUUGUGUUUGGAAACUGCGACGCUAUGGUCGAUUUAUCCCCGAAGGCAAAGCAAAACCCAAAUCCUCGGCCUGUAACGUUAACUGUGCGUGGAAGAUCUUCGAGUCCAGUGAAAGCGCUGGCCAGCUGGAGCUCAAUAUUCUGGCCUCUGGUCAUCUGCUAGUGUCUCAAGGCCAGGAACUCUUGGAGGGCUUUUCUCUGCUCGACGCACAGAGCUUCUUGAAAAUCCAGCACAAGUCAGACAGUCUGCUAUUCAACAUGACAAUCAAGGGUGAGAGCCGUUUGGUCCGACUGCAGUUUGAUGGCAGCAGUCGUGCAGAAGCGGCUGGUUUUUGCAGUAAAGCGGUGGAGAGGCUGCAGGAUUAUGUUCCUGUCCAGCAGCAUCUGAGCACACCUGCAUCUGCUGCUCCAUCUGAUCCUGCAGAACCUGGACCAUCUACACAGCAGCAGCUGCAGCAGGCUCCUGGAGAUGCACCACGGGAGGCCCCUGCCGCUGCCAAGGGACCGCUGUCAAUCAAACACCUUUCUCAGUUCUUCCUGGGCGAGCGUGAGCUGUGUCUGCCGAUGGCGUAUCAUCAGUGCACGCUGCCCUCUGGAGGCCUGGAGGCACUACUGCGCCUCUGUCUGCUCGAUUCGGGUUUUCCUGCGUUCGUGGAGGAAGUCGAGGAGAAGCUGAAGGAGCUGACGCAAGAAUGAGAAAACAAGACGAUUGUGAAGCCUUGAAAUUCUGUGCACUUAAAAAAAAAAAGCUAUUUUGCAAAGAUCCAGAUGGCAAUAACAUCAGCGCAUCCCGGUUUAUCCCAGCAAACAGUCAGAUUUGAAGAGACGAUGCCCUUCCAGAUGAAGUUAUUAUUGUUGUGGAUUACCGGGCAUGUAAAUGAAAUGAUUCAUGCGGCUCUCACAGUAAGAGACUGAGCCCACGGAAAGGUGAAUUUCACGGGAAAUAUGCAUGCAUCUCACAUCAGAUCUACACGCGACUCGCUUAAUCUUAAUCACACACAGUCGGGAGAAGAUUCAUCUUUACACACAAUAACCUUCAGACACAAUCUGAAAACUACACGAAAACAUGAGCUUGCAUAUCUCACCGUCUCGGACGUUUCUCCUAAAGCAUAUUCCACUUCUAUAUGAUCUCAGACUUCAGUAAGAUGCAGAAAACCUCAUUACGGUCUAGAAGAAUCAAUUAGUGAUUGUAUGGAAUAUUGCAUUGAAAUGAUGAUGGUGCGUAUGGUUUGUAAACUAGGGUUCAGUUUAACACUGAUGUAUUUGUACUGAGCUUGAACUCACAGCCAAAUAUUAAUAAAACAUGUCAGAAUGUGUCUGGGCUGGAUGAUUUAUCUAAUAUGCAUGAUAUAACAUAAUAUAAACUACCACAAAUUAAUGCUUUCAUUCAGUGAGGACGCA